AAAUGGCACGCCGCUGGUGUACAUUGGAGGGCGGCUUCCUGAGUUAUUAUGAGAAGGAGCGGAGCCCCUCUGCCAUCGGAAGAUUAGAUGUCACCGAAGUGGUCAGCUUGGCUGUCAGUAACUCAGAAACUAUGACUGGAGCGGGGGCUGUGUUUACCAUUGAGCUAUACCUGCGAACAGAGCGAGCCUUGACUGUUGGAGCCGAGACGCAGGAUACACAGCACGACUGGAUCCUGGCGCUGACAAAGUGCAUUGUUCCAUCCAAGGUUGAGGGAUUGGUGCGAAAAGACAGUGAACUAAUUGGAAGACUCCAAUACAAAGAAGGUCACGACCUCUAUCACUGGAGGAUGGGCUGGUUCAUGCUAGAGGGCUCCACACUGCACUUCAGCUCUGGAGAAGAGGAGGCAGAUGAGGAAGUCCUUCGUCUCAAACAACUGCAAGAGCUUACUGUCUCUACACAUACUGAGGGUGAGGACAGGAUCCAAGUACUUCUGCUGGUGGAAAGUGGAAGAACGCUUUACAUCCACGGCUUCAACAGGAUGGACUUUGCUCUGUGGCACUCAACAAUCACGAUGGCUGCAGGCACAGAUGGAAGGGCACUUGGUGACCAGCAACUGACCAAAAAUGGCGUCCCUAUUAUAGUUGACAGCUGCAUUGCUUUUGUCACUCAGUACGGUUUGUGCCAGAAGGGGGUCUACCAGACUCCCGGGGACCCUGCUCGUGUGUCCCUCCUUCUGGAGGAGUUCACUCGUGAUGCACGCAAUGUGAAGCUGAGGAAGAAGGAACAUAAGCUAGAAGAUGUAACGGACACCCUGAAGAGCUUCUUAUCCCACACAGAGGAUGCACUUCUGACCAAGGAGCUCUAUCCAUACUGGGUGUCAGCUUUGGACGAAAAGGAGGAAAAGCAGAGGGUGAAGAAAUAUUCAACUUUCAUAGAGAGUUUGCCAAAAGUCUACAGGUCGACCCUUAAUGCCUUGCUCCAGCAUCUGUACAGGAUUCAGCAGUCCUCCCACCUCAACGAAAUGCCAAGUGAAAAACUGGCCGCUGUCUUCUCCUGCUGCCUCUUCCAGACUCAAGGACAGACUUCCCAGGAAAUAAACGUGAUCCGUGACCUAAUCAGUAACUAUGUUACGCUUUUUAGUGUCAAUGAAGAGCAGGUGCAACAGAUGGAGACAGAGAAUAGCUUCAUCAUCCGCUGGAAUGAAAAAAAGGACACAGCGUUCUGUCCAGCGGGGGAUUUGAUCUUCGAGGUGUACCUUGAAAGGCGAGAGCCAGAGCAAUGCUGUUUAAUAAAGCUUUCUCCAAGUAUGCGGUCUUCAGAACUUGCAGAAGCUGCGCUGAGUAUGAGAAAUUGCACAUUUAAGGCAGAAGACAUGUGGACCACCUUUGAAGUUAUCGAAAAUGGAGAACUAGAGCGACCGCUGCACCACAAAGAAAAUAUUCUUGAACAAGUGUUGGAGUGGAGUGCCUUGGACUGCCCAAGUUCAGCUUUUCUUGUUUUAAAGAAAUUUGCAGGGGCCAAAAGAAUGGCCGGAGGAAAAGACUCAAGGCAGUUUCUAAAAAGUGACUAUCUUAAGUUCAGCGAUGGAUCCACCAAACUGCUGUCGGGUCACAAAUUUCAGGACAAGUACGUUGUGCUUCAUUCAGAAAAGCUGCUUCUUUACAGAGAUAUCAAAAACACUAAACCUGAAAAGGAGAUUCAGUUGAAGAUGGCAAAAUGUUACCUUGGCCUGAAGAAAAAGCUCAAACCUCCGACCAACUGGGGCUUCACGGUUUACACAGAUAAGCAUCAGUGGCACUUCUGUUGUGACAGGAGGGAGACGCAGAUCAGCUGGGUUGCAGACAUCAUCGCUCUGAAGCAUGGGUCUGACCUUCAGCUAAAGACCAGCGCAUCCAAAGAAACCGCAGAUCUCAAAGUGUCCAAAGGAAGUUCUGCUAUAACAGAAAGGAGCAUGAUUCCACCAUACAAGCACAGUUUCAGCUCAGAGAUGACUGAUAGGAGGGUUUCCCUUGGUGAUACCGACUGGAGGACAGCCAAAAACCCCGGUGUUCACCUAAAAACCCAAAGCAUACCCAAAUAUUUAAAACCCGGCAACCCAUCCGAGACCAGAGAGGUGUCCCAACGUAGAACCUCCAUGGACAUUUGCCUACCUCAACCACUGCCACCUCCAUCCAUCCCAAGACACAUGAAACCCAUGACAUUGCCUGUUUUACCUCAAGCCAGCAAUAAGAUGCCCAGCAAAAAACCUACGGGUGUCGGGGGAAGUAUGCCCCCUAAUCUGCUCAAUGAACUGAACCUGGUCCUCACCAAAACUGGUCGCAAGAGCCCAGAGUGACAAAAAUGAAAACAAAAACAAGUUUUUUGUUUGUUUUUUUAGUUUAAAAUUAAAUCUUACAGUGUCUGAUAGGAUAGAUGAAAGAAACAUAAGUGAAAGAAUAUACAGCAUUGAAAGAGCCAUGCUGUUAUUUAUAGAGAACUGAUUUUUAACUCUGAUAUUAAAUGAGAAGAUGAUGGACAAGGGUUGAAGAUAACAGGUGUGGGAACCAGUAGAGGUCAUGGAAGAUUUCAGCUGGACAAGGCACUGACUUUAGCACUACACAGCGGGAGUUAGACGCUGAUCUUUAAAACAGAGAAACAUCUAGAAAAACAUGUCAGGCUACAGAUCAAAAAGUGGGAAUUGAUUCAAAUCUUACAUCAUGCUUGUAAUUUAUCAUCUGGAAUCUUGUUUUAACUGUAUAAUAAUAAUAGCAUUACAAAGUAUUUAAAGUAUUUUUUUGUCCUUCUUAGUGAAGACUUUCCACUUGUGAUUGUUUCUUGUUUUCGUUCAGUUUGCCAAUUCACUGCAAGAUGUUUAUGUGUAUAUACAGUAUAUAUAUAUAUAUAUAGAUAUAUGUAGUAUUUCUUAUAAACGCAUAAUACUACAUGUGCGGAAGAAGAGGACAAAAUAAAGUGUUAAGAGAAUUAAAAGUUCAUAGUUGAUUGUACAUUUAUCUUUAACUGUACAAGGCAUGGUGCUUUAAGUUUACAGUUUAGUUGCAAUCCACUUUAAACAGACUGCCU
Messenger RNA from Cyprinodon variegatus (sheepshead minnow), 3061 nucleotides. Its product is annotated as arf-GAP with Rho-GAP domain, ANK repeat and PH domain-containing protein 2-like. Gene Ontology annotation, biological process: signal transduction. NCBI's taxonomy places the organism in Eukaryota, Metazoa, Chordata, Actinopteri, Cyprinodontiformes, Cyprinodontidae. The transcript is spliced from 18 exons. The record is from RefSeq and is a predicted model, not a curated record. The annotation marks the transcript as partial.